AUGCCUCCACGACGCACUCUACAAUCUCAGCAACAGCAACAUCCACAGCCACAACUGCAGGCAAUGCCCCCGCCGCCUCCACCAGGCCCCCACAACGCUACUCCACGCCCACAACCUCUCUUCCGUGCCCACUCUUCGUCGACUUUGCACAUGCAGCAAAUCGCACCAGCGUUCCCGUCUUACCAGCAGCAGCCCAGCGCCAGCACCACCACCACCAACACCCCAACGGAUCCAUCCCAACAUGCGCUUCGAUUCCAGCAGCAUCAGCCAGCACAGCCUUACGAGAGCCUGAGUUCGACAACGCACACUCCGGUAGUCUCGCAGAUGUGGCACCACAGCGCACCUAUAACUCCCACUCCCACUUCUACUCCUGCGAGUACGGCCGUGGCGGCAGGCGCUGGAACGACGAUGGAGCAGCUGCGACAGCGACUGGAUCCGCGACAACAACAGCAGCAUCAGCAGCAGGAGCACUUUCGACAACAGAUGUAUCAACUCCGGUCUCAGACUCCGAGCACCGCGAGAACCGAAAUACGCCAACAGCAACAGGAGGACAAAGAGGAGGAGCCUGGAAGGGGACAGUAUCUCGCGAUCACGUCCCGGACUCAGUCGCACCCGCAACAGCAACACCAAGUCCCAGGAAUGCCGGUGUACAUCCGCCCACCAACCUAUUCGAUCCCACUGGGAGUCUCGAAUCCAUGGACGUCCACACAGCCGAUAUCCGGAGUAGCUCCAGGCCAAAGUCCAGUGCCAGGUCUAGUAUCAGGAUCGGCGACGUACUUGCAGCGCGCGCUUAAUCUCCCAACAUCUUCAUCGUCAUUGUCGACGAACCGGACUGGAAGAGCAGGAGACCCGUACCCGAUACCCCCUCGCACACGCGCUCAACGACAGACGCCUGAAACGAGUGUGGCCCAGUCCAUGCAGCCGACGCCGACGCCGUUGCAGCGUAAUCGGAGGAAUACUGCUUCUACACCUCCUGCAGAGUCCACGGAGCAGGGCCAAGGAAGAGGAAGAGAGCUACAGGUAUUGAGACGCUCGCCCAGAUUCCAGUCGCCUCCUCCCCCAGAGACCAGAGAGGCGGCGGCAACAACGACAUCAACAACAGCAGGAGCGACUCCAAUAGAGCAGCCUAUAAACGCACCGCCUGCGCCGUCGACGGCACCGACCAUAUCGGAGCCCGCAGAAGAAUCACGCCUCCCGCCCCAGGCCCCAUUCGCUGUCCAAUCCCCACAUGAUCUCUCCAGAAACACCGAUGACAUGCACGACAUCCACAUGUCCUCCCUUGAAGACGACCUCCUCUCUCCCGAAGGCUCGUCCGAACCUCCGAUCGAAGUGACCCUGAACAUUGACAUCCCCAAACGCUCGAGUCCUGCGGCGGCCGGAGACGUGAGUGCCACGGUCUUGAGUGUGAACCCGUCUUGGCAUUGCAUCUUUAUCGAACAAGUCCACGACCGCAAGAUUCGAACCGCCGUCAGAGUCCAGUUCUGUCCAAGCAUCGUCGGUGGCGGUGGCACUAGUGCUGGUGGUGGGACGAGCAGAGCAUCAGGAGGGCGGAGAGAAAAGGUCGCUAGGUUAAAGUCAAUUCAAGUGGUCGGGUACAAGAGUCGCCAGGUAGAGUUGACGCGACGGAUCGUUGGCAAAAGGCUGAUCGAGCGUGGAGGCAUCCUUGUGCACCUGGACCCCUCGGCGAUCAGCUACAACGAAGCCUCUUACGGCUUCACGCUCUGCCUAACAACCUUCCCUCCCGAACGACUCUCUCACUCUUCUUCUCCAAGCGCAAGCAUACACCCAGACGAACCCCUCCCCCUGAUCCGACAACAGAAUUCUGCAUACUGUCGACGGAACCUAAAGGAGCUUUACUACGACACCAUCUCAAAGGAUGUGGCGAUCACAGUCCGUCCCUCGGGAGAGGUCUUUUAUGCGCAUUCUGUUGUACUGGAGAGCUUUGGGUUCUUCCGUGCCUUGCUCGAGCGUGCCGCCAGGGAAGCGGCGACCUCUACGGAUUUGUCUUCAGGCAUGGGAGCAGGAAUUGGGAUAGGCGCGGGACUGAGAACUGGAAUGGGUACGCAAGGUGUUGAGGCGAUGGAAACAAACACUAUGGACGCAGCCAUGUACGCCAGCAGCAGCAGCAACAGUAGCAACAUCAAUCCGAGCAGCCAGUAUGCUGUCGAUGAGGAAGGAUACGCACGACCACUCCAUCCCACUCCUCCACCGCCUCUAACUCCACCUUUGGCUAUCCCAACAUUGCGACAACGACAACAACGUGGGACGGCUCCGGAGGUUCUGCAACAGGACCGUGCCGAUGGAAUCGACACAACGACAACCACGCGGACGAACCGAGUCCGAACGCAGGUCGAGAUCCGUGGAGCGAGUCCGAAUAUCUUCCGGGCGAUCUUACACUACAUGUACAUGGGACAUAUCCCUACAAGCCUCGCGGAGUUGACCUCUACUCCUACUCCUACUUCGCAACGCAGACGACCAGAUUCGGGAAGAACUGAGGCGGUAGUGGAACCCGCGAGGUCUGAUGAGCGGAUGGAGGGUCCAGGAUCGAAUUCUAUCGCGACAGUAGAGCGUGAGCGUGAGGGUACAGAUCUGUCUACAGGAGGUCAGUCUUCGAUGGCGGCGCCGCACACAACAAAUUUCUCCUGGCGCGACCUCUACGAAGCCGGACAGAGCUUCCAAAUCAGUGGCCUCAUCCAGCUCUCGAAACUCGUCCUCCUCGCCCGGUUAGAUCCAGAACUCGCCAUCCAAGAGCUCUUCGAAUGGGCCUACCUCCACUGGGCCCUCGUUCCUUCUUAUGCCGGUUUCUUGAUCGAGAACAUGGCCCCUGCGAUGUUACGCGGCGAGGGCGCUGAGGACGGUGAGGGAGGGAUGAAGGACGGAGGAGAGGAGGAAGGGUGGAAGAGAAAGUCGGUGAUGUGGAGAUAUCAUGAUCGGUGCCCGAAGUUCGAUGAUAUCAUGGUCGUCUUCUUGAAGAUGCUGAAUGAGCGCAAGGAGACCAACAUGUUGGUCUGA
Molecule: messenger RNA, 3012 nt
Organism: Gamsiella multidivaricata
Lineage: Eukaryota; Fungi; Mortierellomycota; Mortierellomycetes; Mortierellales; Mortierellaceae
Exons: 3
Coding region: 1-3012 (1003 amino acids)
Source: RefSeq, a predicted model, not a curated record